AUGGCUCUUGAAACAAUGCAUAAAGACUCAUGUAUGUGUUCAAAAUCUGAACUCGAUUUAUUUUCUGUUCCACUGACUCAAGUGGUAAUGGAAAAAGGAUUUUGGGAAGAUGUUGAUCCUAUUACAAGUAUAUCUUCUUCAGAUACGAUAGAAUUUUUAUGUGCUGCAAAUUCUGGAGUUUAUACUGACUUAGCAAGCAGUUACCUAUACGUUAAAGCAAAGAUCACUACUGCGGCUGGAGGAAAUGUGAAUGCGGACAUUCAAGUUGGCCCUUCAAACCUUUGGAUGCAUGCAUUAUUCUCACAAGUUGAAGUAUUUCUGAACAACAAACUGAUCACCCCAUCAAGCACAGCCUACCCUUACCGAGCGUAUAUCGAAACGAUCCUGAACUUUAGUAAAGACGCCAAAGAUUCACAUUUAACCUCAGCACUAUUCUAUAACGAUAAAGCUGGAAAGAUGGAUGUAGUAAACCCUCUCGCACAAGAUCUCAACGUCAACACGGGAUUAAAACAACGCCAUGCAUAUACACGUGAAAGUAAAUCUGUCGCCAUGGAAGGAAGAAUUCAUUCUGAUCUACUCGCGCAAGACCGUUAUAUUCUUGGUGCUGUUCCAAUCAAGAUCAAGCUGGUAAGAUCUAGAGAUCCGUUUUGUUUGGUAUCAUCCGCAGAAAAUCCCAAUUUCAAAGUGGUCAUUGAAGAAUGUUUGUUUCGUGUACGACGAGUUAAUGUAGCACCUAGUGUUAUAAUGACUCAUUCCCAGUCCCUUCAACAAAUCACUACCAAAUACCCAAUCAACAGGAUCGACUGCAAGGUUGUCUCCGUACCUCGGCGGAACAUGUCUGGAAAUCAACCUAACAUAUUUCAAGGUGGUUUACCAAAUCGUAUCGUGAUUGGAAUGGUCGACGCAGAUGCCUUUAACGGUACAUAUACGAAGAAACCGUUCAAUUUAAAAAAUUACGAUAUUACAACCAUGGGUCUCACUGUCAACGGAGAGAACUUACCUGGAAAACCAUUACAGUUGAAAUUUGGAGCAGACAGUAAUUACAUUUCUGCUUUUCAAACCCUGUACGCUGACGCACACAAAAUUUUUGAAAAUCAGGGCAAUGGUAUAACUCGUGAAGAAUAUGCAAACGCUUAUACGCUGUUUGUGUUAGACCUCACUCCUGACCUAUGCCUUGGGGAUCAUGUACAACCGAUUAAGAACGGAAAUGUCUCAAUUGAAUGUCGAUUUGGAACACCUUUGGAGACGGCUAUAAAUAUCGUGGUACUUGGUGAAUUUCAAAGUCUUAUCGAAAUUGAUGCGAACUGGAACGUGCUGUGUGAUUUCAACAAUUGAAUAUGAACUCGCUGCAGAUUAUGAACAUUCUCAAGAAUGAUCCAUUUACAAGGACGGUGUUUAAGGACGUUUUACCAUCAAAUCGUUUACCUCGCGAAAUAAGAAAGAGAUCUAGAGGGUAUAUACUUAACACGGAUCCUUCCGAUAAACCUGGAUCGCAUUGGAUGGCUGUGUAUCUUACAGAAGAUGGCAAAGGGGAAUUUUGGGAUUCUUAUGGUCAGGCUCCUGGAUUUUACAGUCAGAACUUUACUCAAUUUUUGGACAAACAUUGCGGUACAUUUACGUGGAACAGAAGAAUUUUGCAAGCCCCAUGA
Messenger RNA from Paramuricea clavata, 1649 nucleotides. NCBI's taxonomy places the organism in Eukaryota, Metazoa, Cnidaria, Anthozoa, Malacalcyonacea, Plexauridae. The record is from the annotation of a GenBank genome assembly.